CAACUCAAGCCCGAUCCAAACACUGGUAAUUCAGGUACUCAACUCGGUUCUUCAAAGGAAAUUCGGUUCACAGCUUGUCGAUCGUACGAAAGCACGCGAAAAAAAAUUGAAAACCUAGGGAUUCGUUCGCAUCAACGAAUUAUUUCUGUUAAUCGAGGGUUUCAUCCGCCAUCGACAAAAAAAAAAAACGACGGAAGACGACUAGCUAGGGUUUAAUCGGCCGUCGAUAAAAAACGACGUAAGACGACGAGUAACAAUUGCCGUCGAGAGAGUUUCAUCGCAGCACAAAGCAUCUCUCUUUGCUCUGUAUUUAGAUCUUGUUCUGCUUCUGGUUUUGGUCCGGCUUCGUGAAAACUUGUUCCUUGUUGUAAUCAUAUCAAGUCCGGAUCAUAAAAAAUUUGUAUCACGUACGAUCGAUUACAUAUUCAUUUGCUGAUAUUUUUCCAUCUAAUAUUCCAUUUAUUUCUUUCUUGGUUUCGUAUCAUAUUUGAAUAUUCCAUUACUCGCUGCAGAUUACCAUAUCAGCCAUAUUCAAAAGAAAAAUAGAAAAUAGAAAAUAAAAAUUCAAAAUUCAAAAUUGUUGGUUUCCAAAAGAAAAGGUAAAUUUAAUAAUAAGAAAAACGAAAAAAAAAUAGUGGUUUUGUUUGGAUCGUCAAGUGUAAAGCAGGGAACGCGAGUGAAGAAUAUGGCUAAUGUUCGACGGUUUGGAGUAACGGAACCGAUUUCUACAGCAGGCCCCUCUGAAUUGGAUGUGAUUAGAAAUUGUCAACUUGAAAAGUUUCUUGAAGAUUCAGGACUGUAUGAAAUGCGGGAAGAAGCUAUAAGAAGGGAGGAGGUGCUCGGGAAGUUAGACCAGACUGUGAAAGAAUGGGUGAAAAAGGUCACAGAGGCUAAAGGGUUUGGUGAACAGGCUGUUGAAGAAGCAAAUGCAAAGAUUUUCACAUUUGGCUCUUAUCGAUUGGGGGUGCAUGGACCUGGUGCAGAUAUAGACACAUUAUGUGUUGGACCUAGACAUGUUACUCGAGAGGAGGAUUUUUUCGGUGAACUUCAUCGAAUGCUGGCUAAGAUGCCCGAAAUACAAGAGUUGCAUCCUGUGCCUGAUGCGCAUGUUCCUGUUAUGAAGUUUAAGAUGAAUGGGGUUUCUGUCGAUCUUCUUUAUGCAAGAUUGGAACUCUGGGUUAUUCCUGAGGAUCUGGAUGUUUCUCAAGAAUCAGUGCUACAGAAUGUGGAUGAGCAGACUAUCCUUAGCCUUAAUGGUUGUAGGGUAACUGACCAAAUUUUACACUUGGUCCCAAAUGUUCAGAACUUCCGUACCACGUUGAGGUGCAUGAGAUUUUGGGCAAAACAGCGGGGAAUUUAUUCAAAUGCUGUGGGCUUUCUUGGUGGUAUAAACUGGGCACUGCUUGUUGCUCGUAUAUGUCAGCUAUACCCAAAUGCAUUGCCUUGCACAUUACUCUCUAGGUUCUUCAGAGUAUUUUCCCAGUGGCGAUGGCCUAAUCCAAUUAUAUUGUGUCCAAUUCGAGAAGGAUCUCUGGGUCAUCAAGUUUGGGAUCCCAAGCGAAAUGCCAAAGACAGGAGACAUUUGAUGCCUAUAAUAACGCCUGCAUAUCCUUGCAUGAAUUCUAGUUACAGCGUAUCAUCAAGUACAUUGCAUGUUAUGCAGGAAGAAUUUCAGAGGGGAAAUGAAAUAUGUCAGGUAAUGGAGGCAAAUAACUCUUCAUGGGCUAGUCUGUUUGAACCUUUCCUUUUCUUCGAGGCAUACAAGAAUUACCUGCAGAUAGACAUAGCUGCCAAGAAUGAUAUUGAUUUUAGGGAAUGGAAAGGCUGGGUUGAGUCACGGCUUCGUCUGAUUACAUUGAAGAUUGAGAGGGACACACAUGGCCUGCUUCAGUGCCACCCACACCCUAGCAAUUUCUCGGACAAAUCCAGAUCCUUCCAGUGUUGUUACUUCAUGGGGUUACGGCGGAAACCAGGUGUUGAUAUUCAGGAAGACAAGCCAUUCGACAUAAGGUCAACUGUUGAGGAAUUUAAGCAGUCAGUGGAGGUUUACACCUCUAGGAAGCCUGGGAUGUGGAUCCAUGUACAUCAUAUAAGGCGCAAAGACAUUCCUCAUUUUGUCUUUCCUGGUGCUUUUAGGCCUUGCCUUAUGAAUAGAAAUGUGGACGGAAGGAAAAGAAAAAGGGAUGAUAAUAAUAUUUGUUAUAAGUUGAGAAAAUCUGGACCUGUGACAGCAAUCAAGGAUGCAAAUAUGUUGAUGGAACCAAGAAAAGUGAAACAAUAUGAAGCAAAUGGAUCAGACUCACUGAGUAAUGCAAGAUGCCAUUUAGAGAAUUGUUCACAAAAUAGCCUGCAAGGGGAUCUUUCAUCUGUUUCUGAGUCUUCUAGGACAUCUGAAGUGAUGGUUGUUGCUCAUGAAACUUCUAGCUCAUCUGUUGUCUGGCAAGGUUCUGGAAAAGUACAAUGCUCAGUUGACGGAACUGAAUAUUUUGGCCAGCCUGCUUUCCAGCAGAAACUCAAUAAACGUGAAGUUGACACCAGAUCUAUAAGUCAAGUGGAGAAAUUUGAGGGUGCAAUAGUUAAUCCAUUGCCUUCCUCAACUCUGGAGCAAGGAGCAAGCAAAGUUGUUGGCAGUUGCUCUAGCUUUAAUCAGAAUAAAACUUUUGAGGAGCCUGAGGUUGAGGAGCUUGCUGCACCGUUCAUGAAUGUAGCACGUGUUUCUUCCUGUGUGCCUCCUCAGAAGUCGCUUAUCAGGUUUAAUUUCACUACUCUGGUCAAUGCAACUGGGAAAAGUGCUUGAAUGGGAUCAAAUGAUGAACCAUUAAGCUUUAUCUUGAGGAUCAUUUUACUCCAAAGAUGUAUGUAUAUAUGGGAUAUGGAUUUGGUGUUAUUGUAAAUUUUGCAUUAGCAACAUUGUGCUACUCUCUUUCAAUCAAUACGGAAUACCUUGUUGCCAGAAAACAAGAACACAAAGUCUCCAAAAGUCCUUUUCUUUUUUCUUUAUAUUUUUUUAUAGGGAAGUUUUAUACAUCAUAUGAUUCAAUGUGGGCAGAUUGAGGCAUUACAAGGUAUGGUAAUUAAAUAAUACUACCAAUGCAUCAAGUGUUACUAAAUCUUACUUUUAUUAAGUCUUAAAAAAUCGACCAAAUAAAAAGAAAACCCCAUCUUACUAAAAAGAGCAAAAAAAUAAUAAUAAUAACAACAAUACGAAGGAUUUCAUUGAAAGUUGUAUUAGUUCCAUCUUGCAUGGUAUAUAAUUCCUACUGCCAAGACUUGGGCUGUUUGGGACAACUGUGCAAACAAAUAUUCUAGGAUGGAAACAAAAACCAAAUAAGCAAAAAAAAAAAAAACUAGUAUUUUCCGAUUCCCCCAUGUAUACAAUUUUGGAAACUACAGCAGUCCAUUAACCUCUUAGUCUGUCCCUUUACCAUGCCUUUAUCGUAAAAUUAUGUCCUUAUUACAUAAAUGGUAAGCAUUUUUUGGACCAUACUAUUGAAUGUACCAUCCUAAAGGAUCAAUUAUUCUAUUAGAAGGCAUUGCACUGUAUA
Messenger RNA from Durio zibethinus, 3545 nucleotides. RefSeq names its product nuclear poly(A) polymerase 1-like. Gene Ontology annotation, cellular component: nucleus. Gene Ontology annotation, biological process: RNA 3'-end processing. NCBI's taxonomy places the organism in Eukaryota, Viridiplantae, Streptophyta, Magnoliopsida, Malvales, Malvaceae. Gene Ontology annotation, molecular function: poly(A) RNA polymerase activity; RNA binding. The record is from RefSeq and is a predicted model, not a curated record.